GUCUCAACCUGCGCUUGAAACAUUCGCUCUUUACUUGGACUACACGGAUUGUGAAAAGACCUCCUUCGUGUUGCAAGUAAUCAGCAGAACACCGACAAGAUGUCUGGAAAGGACAGGAUCGACGUUUUCCCAUCCCGAAUGGCGCAGACCAUCAUGAAGGCCCGCAUGAAAGGCGCGCAGACGGGCCGCAACCUCCUCAAGAAGAAGUCGGACGCGCUUUCCAUGCGGUUCCGUCAGAUCCUUCGCAAAAUCAUCGAGACAAAGACCAAGAUGGGGGAGGUGAUGAGGGAGGCGGCUUUUUCUUUGGCUGAAGCCAAAUUCGCUGCCGGUGACUUCAGCACGACUGUCAUCCAGAACGUCAACAAAGCUCAGGUGAAGGUCCGUGCCAAAAAAGACAACGUGGCAGGCGUGACCCUGCCCGUUUUCGAGCACUACCAGGAAGGCGGAGACAGCUACGAGCUGACUGGUCUGGCCAGAGGAGGGGAGCAGCUGUCCAGGUUGAAGAGGAACUACGCCAGAGCUGUGGAGCUCCUCGUGGAGUUGGCCUCCCUGCAGACAUCUUUUGUCACUCUGGAUGAGGCCAUAAAGAUCACAAACCGCCGCGUGAAUGCAAUCGAGCACGUGAUUAUCCCUCGGAUCGACCGCACCUUGACUUACAUCAUUACGGAGCUGGACGAGAGGGAACGAGAGGAGUUCUACAGGCUGAAGAAGAUCCAGGAGAAGAAGAAGCAGCUGAGGGAGAGGACGGAGAAGGAGAUCGCCGCCCGUCUGGCCAAGCUGGGUCCCAUCGCGGAGCCCGCCAACAUGCUGACGGAAGAGACAGACGAAGACCUGCUGUUCGAGUAAAAGUCCCGUUGCCGAGGCAACCCUUACACCUAUUUAUCCCGCGCCUAUCAGGGCCGUGUCCAAGUCUUCUUGUGAAGGAAAUUGUGUGUUGUGAUUUGUUGUUGUGUCGAGACUGGGGGGGGGGGAAGCAAAAAUCAUGAAUUUCCAUCUUUGUACAGAACCAAGUGGAAAUGGAGAAAAUAGAGAUUGGCAAGUAAAUUAUGAUGAAUAAGUUUCUCCUCACAUUGUAUGCCGUACAUUUGAAAAUGGUUGGUGUGCGAGUGCCAUUGCUUAAAUUUACAAGACGUUUACCGAAUGCACAGGUGUCAAACUCGAGGACCGGGGGGCCAGAUCCGGCCCGCCGCAUUUUCUGCGGCCUGCGAAGGCAAAUGAUGUGCGUGAACGUCCAUGACUCUUGUUCAAAUCUAGACCAAAAUUUCAAAUUGUCAUAUCAUAAAUGCUAACGUUGACACAGGUUUCAAACCUGAGGCCCGGGGACCAGAGCCGGCCCACCGCAUUUAAUGCGGCCCGCGUCGGCAAAUCAUGUGCGUCAACUUCCAUGAUUCUUGUUUAAAUCUUGACCAAAAUUUAAAAUUGUUAUACCAUAAAUGAUAUUGUUGCAAUGAUGUUUUGUCUCACCAAACAUCAACCGUAGCUGAAAACCCCGUUACCCUUGAUUUCUGCUUGCAAAACUAGUUCAUAAAUAUCACGUGUAAAGUACGAUUAAAAAUUAUGGUUUCACAGUCAUAACGAACCUCUGAAUGCGACCCGUGACAAAAAUGAGUUUGACACCCCCUCCCCCCCGACCUAAUGCUGUAACAUUUCAACAUGUCAAAUAAAUAUAAAAAAAUAAAAUAAAAAGGCAUACUGGGUACUCAAA
Molecule: messenger RNA, 1705 nt
Organism: Syngnathoides biaculeatus (alligator pipefish)
Lineage: Eukaryota; Metazoa; Chordata; Actinopteri; Syngnathiformes; Syngnathidae
Gene: atp6v1d
Product: ATPase H+ transporting V1 subunit D
Exons: 8
Coding region: 100-846 (248 amino acids)
Cellular component (GO): proton-transporting V-type ATPase complex
Molecular function (GO): proton-transporting ATPase activity, rotational mechanism
Source: RefSeq, a predicted model, not a curated record